Candoia aspera is the source of this 2647-nucleotide messenger RNA. It is a transcript of the gene INKA2, whose product is annotated as inka box actin regulator 2. The transcript has 3 exons. Gene Ontology annotation, cellular component: nucleus. Bases 746 to 1777 code for a protein of 343 amino acids. Gene Ontology annotation, molecular function: protein kinase binding; protein serine/threonine kinase inhibitor activity. NCBI's taxonomy places the organism in Eukaryota, Metazoa, Chordata, Lepidosauria, Squamata, Candoiidae. The record is from RefSeq and is a predicted model, not a curated record.
UCGCCUUUGCUACCACGUGCUAGAGCGGCUCGAGUUGCCAACCAGCGCGCCGGAGCUCCCCUUCCCGUCGCUUCGCUCGUGGCGUCUCCCGCCGGCGGCUGGCGCUUUGCCAAGCAACGGGACUCUCCGCGCGACUCGUGCAAUUGCAAGCUAACGCAGGCUGGACUGACGAGCAGCGCCGGAGAGCAAGCGCGCCCGCCUGUCUGCAGCUCCCAGUGCCUGCAGAGGGUUGGCGGGCGAGAGCCUGGCCAAUCCCGUGCCUUGCCAUUCCAAGCCCUGACAUUUCUCCGCGCAUAUUUAACUUUUAAAGAAGGCGAUUUGGCUUCUGGUUUAUGUCGAGGCCACGGUAGCGGUUUCCCCGCGGAAAAAGUUUUUGCGAUCUUCUGCGGGAGAGCGCAUUCCUAGCGGGGAAGCGGCAAAUGGGCAUUUAAAGGGGCAGUUGGAUUAAGCGGCGGGACGGGAAAGAAGUGCCGCGGCUGAAGAGGAAAAGCUGGGCGCGGCAUCUGCGGUGCCGCUGAAGCGUUCGGGAGCUGGACUCGGAUGGGAGGAUGGAAAAGAAAAACAUGGAUCAUUAUCUGCGCCGUCUGAAGCAAGAGUUGGUUUCUGUAGUGUCAUUUUUAUGCAAAGGAGCUGCCCAAGUCCGCUUAAGUACCCAUUCUGGAAGAAACAAAAUACCACUUGAUUGGUAUCCUGCAACAUAUUUAGAAAGUGCCUCUACACAGUUGCACUUUUGAAAAAGUUAUCCAUGAAGGAGGUUGGGGAUGGGCUGCAUGAACAGAUGAACUGCAUGAUGGGUGCUCUGCAAGAACUGAAACUGCUCCAGGUCCAGACAGCUUUGGAACAGCUAGAGAUUUCAAGUAACCCAAACCAAGUUUCAGAAAUUGGCCAGCAUCAGUAUUGUCAAACCAGUAAGGAGAUGCCAAGGGCAAAGCAUGAUACCAGCAAAGAGAGUGAGACCUUGCUGGGAAAACGUUAUUUGGAAAAUUGCAGAUCUUCAGCCUUUUUAUGCUCAUCUCCUGUGUCACACUCUACCAGCCCACGUUGUCAUAUUUCUUUGCCGGAUAGUAGCCAAGGGCACAUAGCUUCAUCCCUUAGCAGCAUAGGUAGUGAGGAUGACAGUGAACCUUCUUCAACUGUGAGCACAACAGAGCAUCAUUCACCAAGAAUGUUGGAGUCAUCUAGUGACAACACAACUAGCAGUUGGCUUUCUCAGGAUACCAGCAGCUUGUCUGAGAAUAAGUCCAUUUGUAAGGACUGUUGGUUUUCUGAUGAGAACAAAGACUGGACUUCCUCAUUAAUGUCUCAAAGUAGGAACAGACAGCCUUUGGUUCUGGGUGAUAACAUCUUUGCUGAUCUAGUUGGGAACUGGCUGGAUUUGCCAGAGAUAGACAGAAAGGGAGAAAAGAAUGAGGCAUCGCUACCAAGCAGCAAGUCCCAAGAAUUCUAUAGGAAAUUUUCCCUCACAGCUAAUCUGUUCAAGAAAUUUUUAAGGAGUGUCCGGCCAGAUCGAGACAGAUUGCUAAAGGAGAAGCCCUGCUGGCUGCCAACAAAAGACAAAGAGACUGAGAUCUUAAAGAAGCCCAAAACAGUUAACAAACAGAAGGGGCUGUUUUACUUCCCAGUUCAUGGGAGCACACCAGACUCUCAAGACAAAGCCAACAGGUGCCAGAAGAAGGAAGGAAGGAAAGCCAAGCCCAAACUCUGUGCCAAGAAGAUCCAUACCACAGUAGAACAGACUCAGUCAGGGUUUGAUUUUAACACAGCAGUCUGGGUGUGAACUCCAAGACUCAUCAUCUCAGUUGCCAAAACUAGAGAGAAAGAAGUAAGAAUGGUGAAAGAAAUACCGUUCAGACCCAGACCAGGAUGAGGAAACAGUGAAGAAGAUGACUUCUAUAGAACAAGUUGACACAUAAGUAGAUAAAUAUUACCACCACAAGCACAAUUUUUAUGACAAAAUGUAUUUGAUAAAUAGAACUAGAAGUCUCCUAAGGUAGUGGUUGCUACCUUGGAUCAUUUUGAUAAGCUUCAAGUUUGCCAAAUGUAUUCACUUUAUCUCCAGGUCAGGUAGCAACAGAACAUUAGAUCACAAGUAUGAGCGUGUGUUACAUGCACUUACAUGUCUGUCUGUCUGUCUGAUUGUUUUUUUUAAAAAAUCUUUGUUUUUUUGUGUGCACUAAUUUCUGGAUUAUGUACCAGGCAAAUGAAUAAGCACUUGACAAUGAAGUUAAAAAUGAUGCAUGAGUUUGUGAGAAAAGACAGACUGUGGGUCUUGAAUGUAGAUGAAUGGAGUUACUACAGCCAGUUAUCCCUUUGGUUUUAACUAUUCUUUUUAAAAAUAAUUACUUCUGGCACACCCACCAUUAUCUGUCCUGUACUAGAACGUGUCUAAGGAGUGCUGUGUACUAGUAGUCUUACCAUCACUCCAACCUCCUGAUGAGCAAGAAUUAUUCAUCUUUCAUUUUGCCCUCAAAGCCUUAAACUCUAGAUGUCACACUGAAGUUCCAAGUUCUAAUAGACCUUUCCCUGAUUCUGUAGUUUCAUUUUGCAUUUCUUACUGUGUUUGAACAUAGUUUUGUAAGAAUGUAGUUUUCUCUAGGGAUCAUCUCCCCAAGGGUUUAUUAAUAAAAGUGACAUUCCUCUCUCCAAA